AUGAUCGCCUCACGGGAUCGACAAAAGAGUUAUGUUGAUCCUAAGCGCAGGCACAUUGAGUUCCAAGUAGGACAUCAUGUAUUUCUAGGUGUUUUGCCUAUGAAAGGAAUUAAGAGAUUUGGCAAGAAAGGAAUGUUAAGUCCUCGAUUUGUUGGACCAUUUGAAAUUUUAGAGAGAAUUGGGGAAGUUUCUUAUAGGUUAUCCAUGCCUUUAGCUUUUUCAGGAGUGCACAACAUUUUUCAUGUGUCCAUGUUACGCAAGUAUGUUUUAGACCCGUCUUACAUUCUUAGUUAUGAGGCAUUAGAUAUGCAACCAGACCUAUCAUAUGAAGAAAAGCCAGUAAAGAUUCUUGAUAAGAAGGAAAAAGCAUUAAGAAAUAAGACGAUCAGGUUAGUCAAGGUUCUUUGGAAAAACGGUUCUACCCAAGACGCAACGUGGGACUUGGAAACCGAUAUGAGGGAACAAUACCCAGAAUUGUUCAGGUAA
Molecule: messenger RNA, 486 nt
Organism: Humulus lupulus (European hop)
Lineage: Eukaryota; Viridiplantae; Streptophyta; Magnoliopsida; Rosales; Cannabaceae
Exons: 1
Coding region: 1-486 (161 amino acids)
Source: RefSeq, a predicted model, not a curated record